This is a messenger RNA of Lodderomyces margitis, 3006 nucleotides long. RefSeq lists its product as uncharacterized. Gene Ontology annotation, biological process: DNA replication initiation. Gene Ontology annotation, cellular component: DNA replication preinitiation complex. The record is from RefSeq and is a predicted model, not a curated record. The coding region runs from base 1 to 3006 and encodes 1001 amino acids. The transcript has a single exon. Lineage: Eukaryota; Fungi; Ascomycota; Pichiomycetes; Serinales; Debaryomycetaceae.
AUGAACAAAGAAGUGACAGAAGAAGAAGAAGAAGAAGAAGAAGUCACCAAAGAUGUAGCUGCAAUACCUGACACAUUCAAAAUACUAGAUUCAAGCAACAACAUUGAAAUUGUCAUUUCACCAAUUCACAUGAUAAAUUUAAAAUCAAUAAUCGAUGUGAUUCCUACACAAACAUCACUACAGUCACAUCAAAGUCUAUUAUCGGAACUCUCAAAUGAUAAGAAUAAUACUACCAUGGUGGAAUCAGUCUUGCACAUUUUCAAGAGUGAUAAAUUUAAACUACGAUGCGAUGGAUAUUGGUUGUGCAAGUUGAAGUUUAAAAUUGAUGAUAAAUUCAAUCAUUGGGGUGUUGUUUUCCCCAUAGUUGGUAUUGCUGAGAAGGAAAAUGGCGAUGGGUGUAAAAGUUGUGGCUAUUUUGGUGUUUUCAAAAUAAAUGAACUUAUUUCUGAAGAUAAACUGGCCGAUUACAUGUACCCAAUUUCAAAUGAGGCAGAUUUGAUAAAUGCAAGUAAAGAAACAGCCGAGUCCACCAAUUAUAUGCCAAGGGAGAUGUUUGAAGACACUAUGGAAUCAUUUUCCAUGAAGCCACCAGCAUCAAUGGUGCACAAAACGGCAAAGGCCAAUGCUGGCCAUGACAAUGAGUGGUCGAAUGUCAUUUCUUCGUCUCCAUCUAAACGUGAAGAAAGUCACGAUCCAGUACAAUUUCUAACUAAUCGAUAUUACCAUUCAUUGUAUUCGUUGAAUGAACCAUUGAGUUAUUUCCCUAAGACUGCACUAACUCGAUUUAAGAAUCUUUGCCUAGCAAAUGAGGCGCUGAUUUUGGCCGUGCUUGAUACAUUUAUUUUAUCCAUGGACAAAUUUGAUCAACGGUAUGAUGGGAAAUCAAGUGGGGGGUUCUUCAUUAAUGAUGAGAAUUUAUCUGAAUGUGAAGUAAGGCAUCAGGGAACAUUUAAAGAAAGACUUGGGUUUAGUGUGGAAAGAAAAACUACAGAGGACGGUAACGCUGGUAGGAAGAAGAAGGAGAACAUAGAAUAUGAGAAUGGUGAAACAGGCAAUGUGAUAGUUUUGGAUGGGAUUGACAAUGAUAAACUUCAGAAAUUAAUCUUGGAAUUGAAAAUUCGUGAAGCUCAAUUACAAAUUAUCCUCUUGUUUGAAGUUUUCCAAUCUAUGAGUAUAAAUGAAGAUGAGUUUUUGGCUCAUAAUUUACAAAAGCUGAAUGAGUUGUUGAAGCAAACUCAAGAUCAACAAAAGGUGAGUUUAGUCCGGGCUAGGAAAAAGAGAAAAAUCAACAAGUCCGAAGCUGGUGAUGACAUAAAGAGCAAGAAACGAGUUAAGCCAACAACUUUAGUGGCUACUGCAUCUUCUACGCACGAUGAGCUGAAAAAGAAUCGAGAAUUUUCCUAUUAUCUGUACUUGAACAAGUUGAUUGAUCGGUUGAAUUUGUGGGAAGUAUUAGUGUCAGAAGAUAAACAUGAUAAACGUGAUAAACGUGAUAAGCAUGCUGGUAAUAAUGCUUCGUCUAGUUAUGGAUUUAUGGCGUAUGUGUUGGUGCCAUACUAUAGUAAAACUUUACCAGUCUUGAUGAAAUAUGUGAUUCAGAAUAUGAAAAACACAAAUAUGAAAUUAACCACUAAUCAUAAGAAAAAAAAGAGCAAGAAAAAGACAUCCCCAUCUUCGUCUGGUACAGUUGCUGACAAUGAUGAUGAUCCCAAGCAGCAGUCAAAAAGUGGUAAAAGUGGUGGCAGCGAAAAAACAAAGCCUAAAUUGGAAAGAAAACCACUUCUUAGCAAUGAUCAUCACCUAAUCAAGGAUAUUUCUAUAGCUUCAUUAAAACGAUCCAAAUCAAGUAUUGGCCAAUCAUCUCGAGAUUUGGACAAGCGACAAGUUGACUUGAAUUUCAAACAGCCACUAUUGAAGAAACAAAAUAGCCAAUUUGGGGACGAUAGUACUAAAGCGAAUGCAACUUUUUCGGCGUCAACAGCAGCAUCCUCAUCAUCUUUGUUUAUUUUUGGUCAGGCAAAGCGUAGCAAAAGUAUAGCAAAUGGGGAGAAACCAGGAUCGAAUUCGGUUGUCAAUGUUGCAGAGACGCCAAUGAAACCGGUACGUGGUGACACAUCAACGCAUGGUCCUGGUGCUGUUGGUGCCGUUGGUGGCAAUUUGAUGAAAUCGUUUUCGCAAAUUGAAGCUACACCGGCUAAACAAAGGGUUGUUGAUUUGGAAGUGUUUACACCUGUGAGUAACGCUGUAUCGAAAUCCAAUGAGAGUAGCACCCACCAGAAUCAAGUUACAAGUUCGAUUUUCACCAGUCCUGCAAAUGGUGAUGGAACUGAAGACGGUAGUGUGCCAUUUUUGAAACCUGGAGCAAGUCUGAUGACUCAGCGAUUACAAUCCGCUGCUGCUGCUGCAACUUCUGUUGCUACUUCUGUUACAACUUCUCCCCAUCAAGGGAGUGAUGUUGUAGUAAUUGAAGCAACGCCAAAGCGACAAAGAACAAAUGAAAGUGCCACAUAUACCUCACCAAAUGAUAUGGUUGUUGAGGCUACACCAAUACGUAAUGGUGUAAUUGAGCGAGGAACUCCUAAAAGAGAGAAAUAUCUAAAUCCAUCAAUCAUACAAGCUACUCCUGUGCAAAAUGCGAGUAAGUUGAAUUCGUUGCACAAUACUCCUGCUGUUUCAAUAGUGGAAGCUACACCGAAACAACAGCAACAACAGACAAAGCAUUCACAGUCACCAUUCUUGAGACGUGCUGAAGGUACUAACGAGUUUAAAUCUCCCAUAGCGCGUACAUCCACCUUGUCCUCAUCACCGCUGGUUCACAAAACCAAACCAGGUGAUCCAAUCGCCAUUUCUGAGUCGCCUAUAUAUAGUGCCUACGCCGCCACGGGGUUGUUAUCAUUAGAUAGUGGUGCACAAGAGAAGGGUGAAGAAGAUGACAUUGGCUAUGAUUCAGAUGAAAUUCUCAAUCCCAAGAAAAAGAAAGCAAGAGCCACGUAUUCAAGACGAUGA